AACAUAAACUUUGCAACAUCAUUUGGCUAAGGAUAUCCAGAAGUCAUUAAAUAUAUUGUUCAAAAAAUACCCAUCGACCUGCUAAAUAUUUCACACAUGGAGUUGCUUCAAGGAUAAAAGUUAAAAUCAUCUUGAAUAGUCAGCAGAUAAUUGAAUAGCAACUAAAGAAGUGAACGACAGGGACACAUAAGCACCUGGAGGAAAAUUACCAAGAAUUACGCAUCGACGCCCUCCACUCCAAUUGGUUUUGAAAUCAAUUAUGUGAUUAUAUCAUACGUACUAAGUAAACUUAAACAAAUAUCCUAUAUUGGGAGUUUUCAAGAGAUGAGCUAUGAUUUGGGAAAUACUUACAUUACUACAGAACAGACAUGUUGUCCCGGUUGGGAAACCCCUUUUGUCCCGAUUUCCCAACUGGGACUGCUAAGGCGGGACAAAAGGGGAACCUUUCGUCCCGGGUCAGGCACUCAGGACAAAUGAGGACAUCUUGAAUUCAGGUCAAUUUUUCAUCAAAUCUCUUAACUGAAUUGCUGGAGGCCUUUGAGAACCUUCAGAAUCUCAAGCAACAAGUCAAAGCUCGAGCUAGAUUCUCAAGCCGACUCUCUACUGCUCAAUGGCCGACGGGCGAUGGCUUGACCUCGCUCCUCCGUUGCUGGCCGCCGCACUCUCGAGUCUUGACUCCUUCGCCAGCUGCCGCACUCUCGCCUUCUCCCCCGUCUCCGGUGAGUCGAUCUGCUGCUCCAGUCGUCUUCUCCAGUUCCGGGCUUCGGUUGCGCAAGUCUCGUGUGUUGCCUCGAGCGGGUGUGGUGCUAUUGGGACAGUCAGAAGAACAAUUGGAAUCAUCUUACAAUAUUGUCAUCAUGAGCCAGGUUGUUCAGGUGCUGAAUUCAAAGUGGCACUCACUGCAAAUCAUUUCAAAGAUGUGAUAUCAAUUCUUGAUCCACCACAAAAGGAGAACAGGAAUAAGAAGAGGAAGAGGUUUGUUGACCCACCACAAAAGAAGAAUAGGAGUAAGAAGAGAAAGAGGAAGGCUGCAUAGAGAUAAGAAGAUAAGAGGAAGGCUGCAUAGAAGUUGUAUGUCUCUCAUGUCAUGUUGUUCCUGUAUCAAGUGAAGCUUCUAUGCCUGAUUCCUGGUUGGGUAGCUUUGUAAGUUCUCUUGUAACUGUUCUGUUCGUUCUAAUUAAUUCCUGUUGCCGGGGGGCUUUGCCCCAUGGUGUUUGCUUUCAAAAAAAAAAGGUGACAAGUUAAUGUCUGUCAUGUUGUAUCGGGUGACAAGUUAAUGUUAUUAUGUUGUACUUCCUCCGUAUUUUA
Panicum virgatum (switchgrass) is the source of this 1308-nucleotide messenger RNA. RefSeq lists its product as uncharacterized. The transcript is spliced from 4 exons. The coding region runs from base 611 to 1036 and encodes 141 amino acids. Lineage: Eukaryota; Viridiplantae; Streptophyta; Magnoliopsida; Poales; Poaceae. The record is from RefSeq and is a predicted model, not a curated record.